GUCUUCCCGAGGCUGGGCCUGGGGACCUUCCAGCUGUCCGCGGCCGCGGAAGGACAGGCGACCAGCUGCGCGGAGGCCGUCUCCUCGGCGCUCGCCGCGGGGUACCGGCUGCUGGACUGCGCCUCGAUCUACAAGAACGAGGCCGCGGUGGGGGAGGCGCUGCGGAGGUGGGAGGAGACCGCCGCAAGCGCUGGGGCGGCCAGCGGCGGCGGCGUGCCCGCGGUGUUCGUGACCUCGAAAUGCUCGCCCUACGAGAUGGGCUUCGAGGCGGCGCAGCGCGCCUGCGACGCGUCGCUGGCGCGCCUGGGGCGGCGCAGCCUCGACCUGUACCUCGUGCACUGGCCAGCGCUGCCCAAGGUGAGCCACAGCAGCCCGCAGCACCGGCGCGCGAGGCACGAGACGUGGCGCGGCCUGGAGGAGGUCUACCGCUCGGGCCGGGCACGGGCGAUCGGGGUCAGCAACUUCACUGCCGAGCACCUGCGGCAGCUGCUGGAGGACGGCGUGGAGCAGGUGCCGAUGGUGAACCAGGUCGAGGUGCACCCGCUCUGCGUGCCCGCGGACACGCUGGCCUUCUGCGCCGCCCACGGCAUCGUCGUGGAGGCCUACUCGCCCCUGGGCGCCGGCCCAGCCAGCAACGCGGCCAGGGCGUCGGGCGGGCUGCUGAACGGCACGCGGAUGCUUCUCGGGCACGAGGCGGUAGGCGCGGUGGCCGCGGAGGUGCGGCGCACGCCAGCCCAGGUGCUGCUGCGCUGGGGCCUGCAGAUGGGCUGCGUCGUCCUGCCGCGGAGCUCGGACCCGGGUCGCAUCGCGGAGAAUG
This is a messenger RNA of Prorocentrum cordatum, 817 nucleotides long. The record is from the annotation of a GenBank genome assembly. NCBI's taxonomy places the organism in Eukaryota, Dinophyceae, Prorocentrales, Prorocentraceae.